AGGCUUGGUUGCUCUGAUUGACAAGGCGUCUGCGACGUUUUGACGCACCUAGAGUAUAACUGGAACACUAUUAAAAAGACCUACAUAUAUCUCGCUCUGUCUGAAGAAGCGGAAGAAGUGAAGGCUUUUCGAGGCGAUCGGCACUAUCUUCAAAGUACUUACACUAAAGAAAACAAGAGCAGUACUAUCAUAUUCCUGGCAGCUCUGCCUAAACUAAGAAAAAGAAGGCGGCUCAUCUGCUUUGCUUCAUCAUCUUGUUGUAAAGUUAAUAUUGUGCUGCUUUUCUUUCAGAAGCUAUCUACCCUAAGUUUUUUUACACGACGGGAACGCCAAGAAUAUCAGCGCUGUAUAGAUAAAAUAUUGGCUGUGUAUAGAGAACUACCACGAAAAUCGCUUUCGCGUUCUCUUGUAGUUUCUCACGGAUAAUUGUUAUAGUCGUGCUUGUAGCUCUUCUCGUUCUCGCAACUAAGGAGCCUCACCGCACGAGUUCGAGGCCUUUUUUCAAGCAGAAUCUCACGACGACAGCACGCAGGACAAAAACUGGAGCUCUCAGCUUAAACCGUAUAUUAGAAAAAUUAUUGUAUGGCGUCUUUACUUAUUAUCUACCAGGUAAACUCAAACUGUUGAUACAACGACUAGGACUACGUGUAAGAUUUUCGCAUUACAAAAAAAGAAAUAUUUCCCCAACUAACAUACACUACCACACUGUGUCGCAGCGACAUCCUCAAGGUAGGAGCGGCAGCUUUUUACAAGAACUAGUAUCCGCGAGCAGUAGUUGCGCGACUUCUAGAACAUCAGGGGGAACUAAAAAAAGGGGCACCAAAGAACGACCUCUUCUGCUGACAAACGCAAGUAGUUUUGUCUCUUUGGCAGCGAAAAAAAAUGCAAGCUUUUAUUCUGUUGCUUGCGAGCUCGGCCGCAAUCCUCAACGCCAGCGGCCGCCGUUUGCAAGUGCAAAAAGUAAAGGGUCUUCUAGAAGAACUUCCACCCAGCAGUGGAGGCCUUGGUAAUAAAGGCACCACACGCGGCGGCGAAGGGAAAUUUCCGCGCACUACAGAAGCUGAAGCUGCAGUUGCUUCAGAAUCAGAGCUAUGGAUUGUAAAAGUGUCUGGGUCUGGAAGGUUGGAACUUGUAGUGCUUUCUUUCCAUACGUAGAAAAUCUGUAUUGCAUAACCAACAAAAGUCGCAGCCUCUUUUGUCAUGCAAAAACGCGUUUUCUCUUGUCUUGCGGAUUGCCUAUGAGAAAGCGUUUUGGGAAGUUGUCAUGCCGGACUGCAUUCGGAAGUGUUUUCAUCGUGCACAUUUUAACAUCACAAGUUUCCAGACCCAGACAUAUUUGCAGUGCAUAAGAGCCUGCUGGCGUAAAUAUUUCUGG
This is a messenger RNA of Amoebophrya sp. A120, 1375 nucleotides long. NCBI's taxonomy places the organism in Eukaryota, Dinophyceae, Syndiniales, Amoebophryaceae. The record is from the annotation of a GenBank genome assembly.